Molecule: messenger RNA, 1599 nt
Organism: Botrytis fragariae
Lineage: Eukaryota; Fungi; Ascomycota; Leotiomycetes; Helotiales; Sclerotiniaceae
Product: putative protein dml1 protein
Exons: 5
Coding region: 1-1599 (532 amino acids)
Biological process (GO): mitochondrion distribution
Cellular component (GO): cytoplasm
Source: RefSeq, a predicted model, not a curated record
AUGCAUGAAGUCAUUACCCUUCAGUUGGGACAAAAGAGCAAUUAUCUUGCUACCCAUUUCUGGAAUACUCAGGAAUCAUACUUUACAUAUUCGGCAGAUCAAGAAUCUCCUAUUGAUCACGAUGUUCAUUUUAGACCUGGCAUUGGAGCCGAUGGCACUGAAACCUUUACUCCAAGAACUUUGAUUUAUGAUUUGAAAGGAGGAUUUGGUUCUUUGAGAAAGAUUAAUGCUUUGUAUCAAAUAGAUGAACCGGUUAUUACUGAUGGAUUAUGGAAUGGUCCAGCUGUAGUUCAACGGCAAACGGCCAUCCAACAGAGUCCAUAUCAACAAAGUUUGGAAGAAGGCCUCGAACCGUCAAAGCUCACCUCAGAAUCGGUGCGAUAUUGGUCAGACUUCAAUCGUGUUUAUUAUCAUCCGAGGUCAAUAGUUCAACUCAAUGAGUAUGAAUUGAAUUCAUCCUUGAUGCCAUUCGAAAAUUGGGAUGCUGGUGAAGAAUUAUUCAGUUCCUUAGAUAAAGAGCAUGAUUUGUUGGAUCGUGAUCUUCGACCUUUUGCCGAGGAAGCUGAUCAUAUGCAAGGCAUACAGAUAAUGGGAGGCAUUGACGAUGCUUGGGGUGGUUUUGCUGCUCGAUAUAUGGAUCGCUUGAGAGAUGAAUAUGGUAAGACCACGGUAUGGUUCUGGGGUUUGGAGGAUAACAUUAAGGGAAUACCCAGAGAAAAACGUUUCUUGAAGUUGUCAAACACGGCGAAGUCAAUAUCGGAAAUCAUUCCACAAACGUCCCUUUUCAUUCCAAUUACCCUACCAUCGACACGUUUGCCAGGCUACCUCAAAUUGGACGCGAGUUCUCCAUGGGAAGUUUCUGGCUUGUUGUCUUCCGCGAUGGAAAGCAUGACACUGCCUUCGAGAUUAAAGCCUCAAAAUGGUACAAGGCAGACUUUGGACCAAUUGGCAAGCACAUUGAAUGUCAAUGGCAAUCAGAAUAUUGCGAAAUUACGCAUGUCUGUUAGACAAAAUUCUAAGACAGGAAUUAAUGAUACCAUUCAUACAGGAACGAACGGACAUUCGCAGGCCACAGAUACGAGGAUUACUUCAGCAACAACUUUAAGUCGUGGUGAGGAUAUGCCUGCGGAAAAUGAUACUGCCAAUUUUGAUAUGGACUUCUUUCCUACAGAAACAGGAGAGCAAUUUCGCGGUCCUCGGAAGUCCGGCAAGGUUCAUGUAUUUGGCCAAGUUGAGAAUUAUAGAGGAAAUGAGGAAUACGAUGAGGGAAACGACAGAAACGAUGAGGGUCGUGAACGAGCUCUUAGAAUUGCUGCCAGUCUUCCAUUGCUUUCAAAGACAUAUACACCAUUAUCUUUUCCACUUCUCGAUAGUUUCCCUGGUAUCUUCAACCAUGAAGAUGAGAAUAUCAGGAAUCUCUCAAUCAGCACAUCUCUUUCGACUGAUACGUCUGUGGCCCUGCGGAUUAAAAGCCUUCAGCAAAUAGUAAAUAGAGCCAUUGGCAUGGAUGAACGAGAGGCGCUCAGCAAUUCUCUUGGCGAGAUCGCGGAAUCAUAUGAAGAAGGCUGGGAUAGUGACACCGACGAAGAUGAUGAUUAG